ACCAUGUUGGUGCUCCUUGCCUUCAUCAUCAUCUUCCACAUCACCUCCGCAGCCCUGCUGUUUGUUGCCACCAUCGACAACGCCUGGUGGGUAGGAGACAACUUUUCUGUAGAUGUCUGGAGAGUGUGCAGAAACAACUCGAAUUGUACAGAGAUCAAUGAGUCGUUUUCAGAUUACGCCACGCUGCAGGCCGUGCAGGCCUCCAUGAUCCUCUCCACCAUCCUGUGUUGCAUUGCCUUCUUCAUCUUCCUGCUCCAGCUCUUCCGUCUCAAGCAGGGAGAGAGAUUCGUUUUAACCUCCAUCAUCCAACUCAUGUCGUGUCUGUGCGUCAUGAUUGGGGCUUCCAUUUAUACAGACCGGCGCCAGGACUUUCACAGCAUCAACAUGGUGAAAUACUAUGACUACGGGAUGGAGGAAGGCCGCUACGGCUCCUCUUUCAUCCUGGCGUGGGUGGCCUUCGCCUUUACCUUCACCAGUGGCCUCAUGUAUCUGGUCCUGAGGAAGCGCAAGUAGAGAUGCAGGCACCGCCCGACUCCUGCAAGUUUUGAGACAGGAGAGAAACCUCUUCUCUGCUGUGACAAGCAUUUGGAACCUGGAAAAGAGACAAUAGUGUGAGACAGGAAGCAUCCGGCAGAUCUCCAAGGAAACACAAUCAGCCCUGGCUUAUGGUCAUCAUCUGCUAUCCAAGGUCAUCUUCAAGGUUAGCGAAGGCAUCCGAGAAGCAAAUGUUAGGACCAAAUCUGUUAUUGUAUCUGAGGGACUGUAGUUUGCAUAGCUUGUAUGACUUAAAUAAAAAUAAAGUACUGUAAUUCUUUCAUGGGGGAGGGGUGUGACAGUCAGACUAACUUGUUUUGUUUUGCAUUAAAAUGAUUCUGGGUUUCUGUUGAAA
This is a messenger RNA of Dipodomys spectabilis (banner-tailed kangaroo rat), 889 nucleotides long. RefSeq names its product epithelial membrane protein 2 (gene Emp2). NCBI's taxonomy places the organism in Eukaryota, Metazoa, Chordata, Mammalia, Rodentia, Heteromyidae. The record is from RefSeq and is a predicted model, not a curated record. Gene Ontology annotation, cellular component: plasma membrane. The coding region runs from base 4 to 513 and encodes 169 amino acids. The transcript is spliced from 5 exons.